AUGCGUCAGAUCAUUCCAGCCGUCGUGUUUGCAGGGUCAGUUGCGCAACUCGCUGCUGGCCAAUCUGUCACAGACUACUUCAAGUGCGCUGAGGGAAUCAUCGAUGGCGUCAAGGUGCCGGAGUGUGAAUCCGGGACGACGAUUGACUGCUUCUGCAAGGACACGGAAUCGAUCAAUAGUCUGGAUGCCAGUGUUGUUAAGGAUUGCACUGAUGCCAAUAUCACAACCAAAGAUGUGCUCAAGUAUCUCUGCGAGGGGACUCCAGAGGGGGUUUCGGCCAGGAAGGGAAGCCUGCCCAUGAUGCAUGCCGAGAGGUCGGUUAGACAGUCCAGACAGAGGAAUGCGAGAGCGUACGCUCCACCGCCCAAGUCUGCGCACUCCAGUUCCACAACUACAGAGCAGACCAGCACCUCGGUGGUGGAGGAGAUCCAACCCACAUCGGCCGCUUCCAACGCGCCGGGUGUGGGAGUUCCUGGAUCAUUGUCCUCUGAUUACCAUGCCCCGGUGCAGGUUGUCAGCCAGUCUUCCUCUACUUUGAGAGAGGAUGUGUUCACUUCCACAUCGACCUCGUACCACACCCGCGUGGUGGAAGAGCCUUCCCCGGCUGCAACAGAGGAGACGGUCACUACUACCAUGACUUCGUAUCACAAGGUCUUGGUGUACGUGGAGCCUACCCCUGCGAGUGUGCAAAGCUCCUCUUCAGCUGCCAAGCAGCCACCCAGUGCCCCAGCCGUACACUCAGUUCAAGUUGUCCAGUCUGCGGUGCCAACCCCCAAGGUUGCCACAAUCUCUACCCCUGCGACGCCAUCGUCCAGUGCGCAGGUAGCUCACGGUAUUGAGAGUACAGGCGUUGUCCAAAGCGUCAACACGAUUUACGUGACUGUCACAGAAACGGAAACGGCUUGCACAUGUGCAGCUGAUGUUCCUACCGGCCUGGUUGGAGAUUCCACCCCGGUCCCCUCCGCGACCAGCCAUGCUCCCGUUGUUGUCCAAUUUUCCCCGAGCGUGCACCUUGGCCUGUCUUCCUCCGGUCUACUCAACAACCUCCUGCAGGCGGCAUCCACCCCCACGGUUGUGUACGAGGAGCAUGCUGCAACGUCUGUCCCGGGCGGGUCUGGAGGUCACGGCUCAUCAAGUGUUUUCGCUGGCUCUCAGAGCGUUGCUACCUCAACCGUUGUGGUUGAGCAUCUGGUCCACAAAUCCUCUGCCCCGGUCGAAUCUGGUUUGCCCUCCUUCAACCGUGCUGUGACAUCUACCCCUGUGGCCGCACACCAGUUCGCGACCCAGGAGGUCGUCGUUCAGCCCAGCCCUUCCACCGUCUCAGCUCCCGCUUCCAACCUGCAUGGCCUGGCCUCAUCUACCAGUGAGCAGGGUGUACACUCGGCUCCCACCACGGGAGCUGACCCCGUGCGAGCUUCUGCCCCGGCACCUAUCUACUCUCAGUCAAUCGCCACGGUCGUCGGUACGGAGACUUUGAGAGCACCAGGGCCUUCUGGUCUUGGGAACGCUCAGGGUCUAUCUUCUGUCCAUCACGGAGCCCCCCUGACUGCCGUCGAUGCUGUUCGUCCGUCGGCGUCCGCCCCGGCACCCGUCCACAGCGCCAAGGCUACUGCCCUGGUUGGUGUUGAUCCUGUCCGUAUCACGCGUCCUGCCCCCCGCGGUCUUCAAGAUGCUGGAGCCUAUUCGCCUGAUGUUGUCGAAGAGAACGCACCCGUUUCCUCCGCCGCUGUCUCUGCCUCGGCUGAGGCCGCCCCGUCUUCCGUGAACCACCUGCUGCAUGCUACUCCUUCCGUGGAAGUUGAUAAUACCACUCCGUCCUCGUCAGCCGCCUCGACUAGCGGAAUUGAGACUUCUUCUUCUGCUGCUUCUUCAUCAGUUGCCUCUCCUUCGGCGUCUUCCCAUCUCCUACAUGGAUCGGCGAUCAUCCUGCACGCCUCGUCUUCCUCUGCGGCCAACGGACUCCUCCACCCGGCCACCUCGACGCACACCGCUAACGCUCACCUCCACGGUUCUGGCGAUGGCGUGGAUGGCAAGGAUAAGAGCAAGGGGGGUGAUGACGACGAUUCCAAGGACGACGGCUCCACUACCAGCGACGACAACGACAACGGGACCGGCGACGACCUCGACGAUUCGUCUUCGUCUGCAAGCCCGGCUCCCGACUCUACUCGGCUCGUUAAUGGAGCCGUCGAGGGCGCUGAAGCUCCAUCUAGCGCCGUCGCUGCCUACAGCACUCCGUCUUCUUCGUCGCAUGGCAAGGCCAACCCCUUCACCGCGUUCGAGGGUCGUGCCGUCCACCAGCAGCUUCCGCAAGGUCUAGUCGUCCUCGCCAUCGCAGCCUUGAUGGCCGUCAUGGCUGUCUUCUGA
This is a messenger RNA of Penicilliopsis zonata CBS 506.65, 2364 nucleotides long. RefSeq lists its product as hypothetical. The transcript is spliced from 3 exons. NCBI's taxonomy places the organism in Eukaryota, Fungi, Ascomycota, Eurotiomycetes, Eurotiales, Aspergillaceae. The coding region runs from base 1 to 2364 and encodes 787 amino acids. The record is from RefSeq and is a predicted model, not a curated record.